Messenger RNA from Clonostachys byssicola, 252 nucleotides. The record is from the annotation of a GenBank genome assembly. NCBI's taxonomy places the organism in Eukaryota, Fungi, Ascomycota, Sordariomycetes, Hypocreales, Bionectriaceae.
AUGAAGGUCUUCGCCAUCGCCGCCGCCUCCCUCUUCGCCCUGGCCUCUGCGGCCCCCAGCCCUGGCAACCCUGGCUGCCAGCCCGGCACCUACUCUUGCACAACCGCCCCCGGCGGUGGCCCUGGAUGGCAGACAUGCGAUGUCAACGGCCAGUGGGUUUUCUCUGGCAGCUGCCCCCCCAACACCGUCUGCAAGUUCUACCCUCCCAGCAAGAGCCCUUACUGUGUCCCUCCCGACUUCCACUUCCCUUAA